Molecule: messenger RNA, 1750 nt
Organism: Clunio marinus
Lineage: Eukaryota; Metazoa; Arthropoda; Insecta; Diptera; Chironomidae
Source: the annotation of a GenBank genome assembly
AAUGAAUGUUUUGGUAACUUGAGAGUAAUAUUUGAGAAAAUCAUCCAGAAUGUUUGUACAAAGUAUCUGAAACUGUGUAGGUAUAAAGGUGUUCAAACACAGUGAAACUUCAAGAACUUUAAAGCAAUAAACACAACAAAAUACUGAAGCAAAAAUAUCAAAGAAGUAAUUUUUUCGUUGUAAGUGAUUCUUUGCAAUCCGUUCUAGAUUGUGAAAAAGUAUGAAAUUGAAUUGAGGAAAUUUUGAUGUUUGUGAUGUCUAGUUUAAAUUUCAAAGCAGAAGAAAAAUUAAAAUAUUUAAUGGAUAAUUCAAAUGACUCCAAAGCAAUAAAAGAUCAUUCAAGCUUAUGUGAUUCAUCAACACAUACGAACUCAUCAGAAAAUUACUCUCAACAAUGCAAAAAUAAUGAUGAUGAUUUUGAAAGUGAAUCUUCAACAGUUUAUGAUUCCGAUACUGAACAGCUAGAAAUUGACUCAGUUCCAAAAGUAUGUCAGGUUUAUGAUGACGAAAAAAAUAUUUCACAAUUUGGAAAUGUCAUAAUCAUUGAUCAAAAGGAAGAAAAUAAUAAAACAAGCCCUAAAUUCGAAUCAGUUUCUAUUCAUAAUUCAUCUGACAUCCAGAUUGGAAACAAAACCUUUUAUAAUGGGCCAGUAACAAUUAAACAGUUCUUAGUAGACGACAAAAACAACAAGUGGGUAGAAAAUCAAAACUUUGACAACAAAUCUGAGCUAUCUUUAGAAGGAAUAAUAAAUAAGGGAUAUGUUGUUUCGCAGAAUAAUGUGAUUGAAUCGCCUCUCACAAAAGACAAACAUAAUAAAUGUGGAAAUGAAAUUUUAAAACUCAGAGAGUCUGGGCUUUAUCGCAAGAAUGUUUAUUUAAUAUUAUUAACAGCGAUUUGCUCUAUGAUUGGAAUAAUCUUGCUUAGAUUUUAUGUCAUGAAAGGAGAAGAUCUUAAACAUGGAAUUGUUUUGGGUGACGGUGACGAUUCAAGAAAAAAUAUUGCAAUUAAUUCCACCAUAGGAUCAGAUUUACUGCUUGGAAAUGUGCUAAGAAUGAUAUCAAGAGAUGAAUGGCUUGCGCAGCCAGCGAACAACGAAUUGUCAAAUUUAAUUUUACCAGCGAAAAGAGUUAUUAUAGCACAUACAGCUACAGAACCAUGCGACACUCAGGCAUCGUGUACAUUGAGAACUCGAUAUAUUCAAACCUUUCACAUGGAAAGUAGGAGUUGGGAUGAUAUUGCAUAUAAUUUUCUCAUUGGUGGUGAUGGUGCUGUAUACGAAGGCCGUGGAUGGGACAAACAAGGAGCGCAUACAAAAGGUUAUAACGUUGGAAGCAUAGGAGUUGCAUACAUUGGAACAUUCACCAAGAAACUUCCAAAUGAGAAGCAAAUUCAUGCAGGUUUCUUACUUUUUAAAGAAGGUGUUCGAUUAAAAAAACUUCUUCCUGAUUACAAAAUAUAUGCUCAUCGUCAGUUGAUUCCAUCGGAAAGUCCAGGAGCUGCAUUCUAUGAGAUCAUUAAAAAAUGGGAUCAUUGGGCAUCAGAUGCUCCUGAAAUACUAUAAAAAAUUAGAAUAGUAGUAACAAAAAUCAACUUGAGUUUAAUCAAUGAACUUACAAUUCGAUAAAUAUGUGAUAAAUACAUUUCUUUUCUUACUUAAAUAUAUAAGCUAUCAGUUGUAAAUACAUUUGCGAAUAUUGAUGGAUUGAAACGUUCCGAAAUUCUCAAUAAAUUUGAUAAGAACUACAUUGG